CUCUCCAGCCACUCGACUACUGGCCUCUCCAGCCAAACCAAAAGUCCCUGGAGAAGACUGCUCCUCUCCUAACCCCCAUAACCACAAAAACUUACCCAUCCUUAUUUUCUGCUAGAACAUCAACCUGACUGUUUUGUUGCUAGUUGCACUCGCUGUUUUCAAGUCCGACACAACCCACCUUGUAUCGGUGAGAACACAAACACUACCCGCUCGCCCACCAUGGCGCCCCAUCCCGAGAUUGCUGCCAAUGCACUCUCUCCCAUGGCUAUGAAUGCUUUGCAGCAAGCAAAGUCUCUGGCCAAGCGUGAAGACCCGUACAGGCAACUUGCUUCGGCUGGAGCAAAGCCACCGCUCGAUCUCGCCGGUCCUGGCUUCCAGGCCCUGUUCGCUAUCAUUGGCAUUGGAAUGGCCUUUAUGGCCAUUUGGUUCUUCUUCUGGGCCAAGAACGGCGGCUUCAAAUGGCGUGAGGGUGACUGGGAAGACUACAAAUCUACAGUGCUGCGACGCAAGGGACCCGACGGCAAGACUCUCUCCAACGCUACCAAGAGCACCAGACUCGGUGGUGGCAGUGUUGUUCACGGUGGCAGCUACUUUGGUGCUCAGAGCGAUCUUGGUUACACGGAUGAGAGUGGCACUACCGUCACUUCAAGCACCUAUGCCGACGCUGAAAAGGGCGAGGCCGGCCUUCGUGGCGGUGACGGACGCAAGCACAAGAAGAAGCACCGCCGCAACCACACCAAUGACUACAACGACCCUGAGCUCCGUCAGUACCGCGAGGAGAAGGCUGCCCGUGUUGGUGGUCUGAACCGUGUCGGCGAUGGCAAGUACACCGACUACUCUGGCUCUCAACCUUCUGAAGUCGGCGGCUCCCAAGUCUCCAGCAACGUCCCCCUCGUCAAGAAAGAACCAAAAGAACUGAAAGAACCAAAGGAUCCCAAGAAGGAGGCCAAGGCCAAAGAGCAACGAGCAAAGGAACGCAUGCGCAAGGCCAAGGCCGCUGAAAAGGAAGCCGCAAAGAAGGAAGCUGCCGAAGCCAAAGCCCGUAAGGAAGAACAGAAAGCCGAAGCCAAACGCCUCAAGGACGAGCAAAAGCGAUCCAGGAAGAACAGUGCACCCUCUGAAGCCCCCGAGAUGGCCGAAGUCAGCCGCCCCAUGAUCGAGUACCACCCAGCUGAAUCCGAGUACACACGCGCCUACACCGAGUACACCGCUCCCUCUGUCGUUGACACCACCCCAACCCGCGCUCCCACCAGAACCAGCAAGGGCCCCAACGGUCCCCGCCGUGCACCUCCCUCAGCAGCCUACUCCUUCACCACCGGCGACGACACCGAAACCGUCUACACGGGCGUCAACACCAACGACCCAGACUCUCCCCCCGCCAAAGCCCCUGCAAAAUCCUCGCGCACUGCCCCCACCGAAGUCACAGAAUCAAGCUACUACUCCGACUACCGCCCCAACGCCGAUCCCUCCCUCUACACAGACCCCAACAAGCACGCCCCCCGCUCCCGUUCCGCCCGCCCCUCUACAGACCGCGGCGACCGCUCCUCGCGCUCCGCCCGCCCAUCCUCCUCAUCUCGCCCCCGCCCCUCUGGAUCCCGCUCCCGCCCCCCCUCCGAGUCGUCAAGGAGACAGCACCGCUCCUCGCGUCCUGCGCCUCCUUCCUCGGAUAUCUUCACCACUGCGAAUGGAGAUUCGCACGGCCACAUGAGCUAUCCGUGCCAUAUCCCCGGUCUGAGUCAGGCUGGUAGCGUGCACCCCAUGGAAAGCGUCUCGCAGGUCGGUGUGCCAACAAAUCGCCGUGAGAGGGGCGGUAGGGACGUUAUGGAUGGGUAUCGUCGCGGUGGUGUAAGGGCUGUAGGCCGAAGGGAUAGUUUGAGCGAUAGUGAUUAAAGCUCCUCAACAAUCACUGCCAAGUUCAGCUGGAGAGGAACAUGCAUAGGUGUUUUUUGGCGUUUGGCAUGAAGCGACUUUUCUUCUUUUUUCUUCCUCCUUCAUCUCUUUCUUACGAUUGAUUGUUCCUUUUUUUUAGGUCUGGUUUGCUUUUCUUUUCGAGAGAGAAAAGAAGAAGAGGUGGAUGAUGGAAUGUUGGUGGAAAAUACCCCCCGUUAAUGUCGGUACGAUUGGGAUGUCCAAAUGGGAACAACGAAUAUGAAGUAUUAAGCACGUUUUCAUCAUGUGUACGUGUAUUGUAUGUAGUCAAUCCAAUAACAAUGAAUCAAAUCAGAUUGAAACAACCACAGAUGGAAUUUGUUUCUCAUGCC
Messenger RNA from Bipolaris sorokiniana ND90Pr, 2261 nucleotides. RefSeq lists its product as uncharacterized. The transcript has a single exon. The record is from RefSeq and is a predicted model, not a curated record. The coding region runs from base 220 to 1890 and encodes 556 amino acids. NCBI's taxonomy places the organism in Eukaryota, Fungi, Ascomycota, Dothideomycetes, Pleosporales, Pleosporaceae.